UCCCUCGGACACAGCGGAUCACCAAUCCAUGGAAAGAGCCAAAGAUGUUGGCCCGGUCAUGUGAUCAGCUGUGUCCAAUCACAGCUGAUCACAUGGGACAUGUACACAGAUCAUCAGAGCACUGAUGAUCAGUGUGCCCUGAUGAUCUGUGUAACCCCAGCAGUGCCACAUGUCAGUGUCCAUCAGUGCCAGCUCUCAGUGCUCAUCCAUGCCACCUGCCAGUGCCCAUCAGUGCAACAUCAGUGCCACAUUUCAGUGCCCAUCAGUGCCACAUCAAUGUCACAUAUCAGUGCCCAUCUGAGCUGCCUUUUAGUGUCACCCAUCAGUGCCACCUGCCAGUGCCCAUCAGUGCCACCUGCCAGUGCCCAUCAG
Staurois parvus is the source of this 372-nucleotide messenger RNA. NCBI's taxonomy places the organism in Eukaryota, Metazoa, Chordata, Amphibia, Anura, Ranidae. The record is from the annotation of a GenBank genome assembly.